This is a messenger RNA of Aspergillus fumigatus Af293, 504 nucleotides long. RefSeq lists its product as uncharacterized. NCBI's taxonomy places the organism in Eukaryota, Fungi, Ascomycota, Eurotiomycetes, Eurotiales, Aspergillaceae. The record is from RefSeq and is a predicted model, not a curated record.
AUGGUCUUACCACGUGUUAGGCGCGCCCUGCGUGCAGGCUUCGAGCAACUUGCGCCACAACUUCCUGCUCGGCAGCUCUCACAAAUCACCUUUGACGGGGGAAGCGCGGCAGCCCUCCUCGAUCAAUUCAAACCAGAUACGGCGUACGUAGUGGUCGGAGGUAACUACGCUAAUAGUACAAACCGAGGCCCUGGAGACUUGAAAGUGUCCUGGAAAUGGAAAAGCUCACUGCGAUUCUCGCGAGUCGAGGCAGAUCAGAACAAGUACAAGCAGGUUCUGUCUCAAGUGAACUUUUACAUGAAGCAACACGGUGCCCGAUAUGGAUAUAUCCUGACAAACACCGAGUUUGUCGCUGUCAAGCGACUCAACAGCAAUGGCCGGCUGGCUGUUGCCAACCCAAUUCCAUGGACCAGCGGCAGUAUCGGACAACCUUCCGUGCUGUUAGGACUCUGGUAUCUCGGCAUGUUGGUCGCUGAAAACAAUAACUGGGCUCUCACUGCCUAG